Nicotiana tabacum (common tobacco) is the source of this 918-nucleotide messenger RNA. RefSeq names its product pectinesterase inhibitor 6. The record is from RefSeq and is a predicted model, not a curated record. Gene Ontology annotation, biological process: negative regulation of catalytic activity. Lineage: Eukaryota; Viridiplantae; Streptophyta; Magnoliopsida; Solanales; Solanaceae. Gene Ontology annotation, molecular function: enzyme inhibitor activity.
GUAUAAGCAUUAUUACCAAUUUUUAUUUGCUUCAAUCAAAUCUCUUUACUUUUAUUCAUGACUUGGAAAUUUAUGUUAGUUUUAGCAUGGCUAAGUACACUAAUUUGUUUAUCAACUGCUUCGAGUAAGGGAGGAGAAAGUUAUGUUCGCGAUGCAUGCAGUGUGACUCGAUACCAGGACCUCUGCAUGCGUUUGCUAGCAUCAUUCUCGAGCACGGCCAAGAACAACCCUAGCAAGUGGGCCCGGGCCGGGGUCUCGGUGACAAUAAGCCAAGCUAAAGGUGUCACUCAAUCCCUAUUGAAAUUGAAGAAACACAAUUCCUUGAAAGGGAGAGGAAGAGUUGCUCUUUUGGAUUGUGCUGAAUGUUUGCAAGAUGCACUUGACAAUCUUCACAACUCACUUGGUGUGCUAAGGAAACUUAGCAGCCAAACUUUUAAUGACCAAAUGGGAGAUGUGACUACUUGGCUAAGUGCUGCACUUACUGAUGAAGAUACUUGUUUAGAUGGAUUUGAAGACCAAAGGAGGAGAAAACAAGUUAAGUUACUCUUAAAUAGAGUCACAAAUGUGAGUUACAUGACCAGUAAUGCACUUGCUUUGGUUAACAAGCUUGCAACAACUGGACCAGAAUGCUUAGAAAAUUCAUAGAAGAAAUUAGAGAUUUUUCUUACAUCUGGUAAACAAUUACUUCCUUAUAUGUAAUACCAACCAUAUCAAUAUUUUUGGGUCAAUUUUACUUUUUUAUUCCCCUUAAGCCGAGGGUCUAUUGGAAACAGUCUCUCUACCUUCACUAGGUAGGGAUAAGGUCUACGUAUACGCUACCCUUCCUAGACCCCACUUAUGUUAAUGUUGUUGGUCAAUUUUACUUUUUUAUUCACUGAAGAUAUUUUCUCCUCUAAUUGAAAGUGCAUUAUAGUUCAA